This is a messenger RNA of Mytilus californianus (California mussel), 492 nucleotides long. RefSeq lists its product as uncharacterized. The record is from RefSeq and is a predicted model, not a curated record. Gene Ontology annotation, cellular component: nucleus. Lineage: Eukaryota; Metazoa; Mollusca; Bivalvia; Mytilida; Mytilidae. Bases 1 to 492 code for a protein of 163 amino acids. The transcript has 5 exons.
AUGGCAGAAAAAAAUAAGAGAGGAGCAAAUUGGACCACUGAUGAAGAGCUAGCUCUGAUAGAUCAGGCAAAUCUGAGGGAGGAUUCCCUUUUUGGGAAGACGAAAGGUUGUGGCGAUGUGAAAAUCGCCACUAUUAGACAAAAUGCAUGGAAAGAGAAAUGUGACAUAUUAAAUGCAAGAUUUACAGUUUGUAAAAGAACAUCUGACGAGGUAAAGAAGAAGUACUACAACUUAAAACAAAGAAGUAAAGAAAAAUAUGACCUGCAAAAGAGACCAAAAACAGGAGGAGGUCCUGCUGCCAAAACCACCCAGACAGAGGAACUCCUCAUCAGUCAUAUGCUGGAAGAUAACCGUACGCAGCUGACUGGUUUGCCAGAGGGUGUAGACACUGAUACAAUUGAAUCCCAACCUGAAUCUUCUGGAUCCUGGAUGACAAGACAGAAAGAGGCUCUUGAUCUCUACAAAGAACUAUCAGGCACCAACAAAUUUUGA